Messenger RNA from Paramecium octaurelia, 603 nucleotides. The record is from the annotation of a GenBank genome assembly. NCBI's taxonomy places the organism in Eukaryota, Ciliophora, Oligohymenophorea, Peniculida, Parameciidae.
AUGGGUAAUAAUUGCAGUAAAAACAAAGCAAAUCAUUUCCUGAUAUUGAAGGGAGGAUAUCCCUUGACAACCCCUCAGAAAUAACAUUCUCUAGAAUAAUUCACAUACGAUAUGAAACUUAAUUUAGAUUCUUUUGAUGAUGAGUUUUUUUAAAAGGAAUACAAAAUCAACCCAUCUGUUUAAGAUGAGUUAUCGAAAACCAAAAAAUAGGAUCUGCUAGAUUUCGUUAUAGAAUCCCCAACAUCUCAAAGUUAGAGUCUAAAGAAUUACUUUGUUUAAAGAAAUAACUCAGCCCCUCUGUAAAAAUACAAAAGACGACCAUAUGCCAGUAUGAAUGGCAGUAAGUAUAUUGUUUAUGAAAUUUCUGAACAUGCAAAUCAAAAAAAAACAAAACCAAGUAGCCGAUCAUUACCUAAAACUAAAUAACUUCGUUCCAUUCAAAAAAUUGAAUAAAACAAACCUCGGAAACAAAAUUCAAAUAAAUCAAAGUGUCCCAUAAAGCAAUUAGUUUCUUAAUCAAAAACCUAGUAAUCUAUUGAUGGGUAAUCAUAAAAAAGGUUUAGUGCUUGGAGAUUUAAUGAUUCCGUAAAAAUUCUAUUCUGA